UGAAAGAUUUUUCAUCAGCAGAUUUAUCAAAUUCAAUAAAUCACUUAUAUCACGCUCUAUCUCCCUUGAUAAAAACAUAUUGUAGCAUUGCUGAUAAAGGUGACUUAGGUCAGUUCAAUAAAUUUUUCGCACCACGGGUUUUCCAGCCGAAAAAUCACUCCCUCAAAUCAAAAGAAUAGAAGAUAACGCCAACAUUCAUAUAAAAGCAUCCAGCUGGUUUAAAUUUAAAUCAGUUUUGAGUAUUCCCACAUACAACAUGCGGAUUGUUAUUCUUCUCGCAGCAGCUUUAUCGCUGGCUGCAGCAGUUCCGGAUCGUCGAAUUGUGAACGGCAAUGAAGCAACGCCAGGACAGUUUCCGUACCAUGCAUUGCUGUAUACCGACUGGACCAACGGAAUGACUAUGGCGUGUGGAGGAGCGGUCAUCAGUGCCAAUUACGUAAUGACUGCGGCCCAUUGUCUGCAGCCUUCCACCGGAGGAAUCGUAAUUUUGGGAGCGCACAAUCGACUCGAUGAAGCGGAACCGUCACAGCAGAGAUUUACUUUCUCUGCGGAAGAUAUGACGUACCAUCCAGGUUUCACGUUUACGCACAUUCGCAAUAAUAUCGGAGUAGUUCGGAUCAGAGAAGGAAUUCAGCUCAACGAUCGUGUUCAACCAGUGCGGCUGCCGGCCCGUUCCGAUGGACGGACGUUCGCUGGAUUGAUGGGGACUGUUACUGGUUUUGGGGGAACUUCCGACGAACAUAAUGAAAUGUCUCCAGUUCUGCGUUAUGCUCUUAACCCCAUCCUGACUAAUGCUGACUGCCUGGAGGCCGCUGACAACAAUGUGAAUCUGAUCCAAGACCAAAAUAUCUGCCAGUCGGGAGCGAAUGGCCGCGGUUCCUGCAACAACGAUUCGGGUGGUCCGCUGACGGUGAUGCAUGAAGGUAGCAGUAUGCAGGUGGGAAUCGUUUCGUUUGGAUCAACAGUUUGCAAGGAUGGAACGCCGACCGGAUAUACUCGUGUGAGCUACUUCCUGGACUGGAUCGAAGAAAAUACAGACGUUGUGAUUGACCCUUGAUUAUCAAUAAAUAAAUGUACAUAUUAAUAAACAUAAAUUGUGUAAAUGUAACCCUGUAAGGCCGUUGCAAAUAU
Molecule: messenger RNA, 1131 nt
Organism: Culex pipiens pallens (northern house mosquito)
Lineage: Eukaryota; Metazoa; Arthropoda; Insecta; Diptera; Culicidae
Product: brachyurin-like
Exons: 1
Coding region: 257-1057 (266 amino acids)
Biological process (GO): proteolysis
Molecular function (GO): serine-type endopeptidase activity
Source: RefSeq, a predicted model, not a curated record